GCCCCGGCGCUGGCGGAGACGCGCUCUCCCUGCAAAAAAAAAAAAAAAAAAAAAAGCAAAGGCGAUUAAAGGCGCUGCCAGCCUCGCGCUCUGGGCACAGCUGAGCGUGACACUCGGGGAAGUCAAACCCCUCACUACUACCUAGGAAGAUGGCUAGACUUUAAAGACUAUUUAUUUUUUUCCUUUAAGAAAAAAAAUUCCUGGAGCUUUUUCUUUUCUUUUUUCCUGGCUUUCUUUUCUUUCCUUUUUCUUUCUUUCUUUUUUUUUUUUUAAUCUUUUUGGUCGUGGCUUAUUCCCCAUUUCAAACAAAUCAUUGAAUCUGGUUGCAGCAAGGAAAAAAAAAGAAAGAAAGAAAAUAGCCAAGUGUCUCCAUAUCUGGAUGUCUACAAAUUAGAGAGAGGGAGAGACAGCGAGAUCUAGCUGCUCGAUAACAGCGAGCGAUCCAGGCCAGGCGCCUGGGCUUUUUUUUUUUCCCCUGCACCCGCCCCGUGCCUUCGCUGGGGCUUCGUCGGCCUUCUUCCUCCGCGCACCCCCACGGGCCGCUGGCAAAGUGGGGUGGGGAGCGCGGCGGGGGGGGCGGGGGCCGGCGCGGCGGCCGGGGCGGCGGGGCGGCCGAGCAUGGAAGAACAGCAGCCGGAACCUAAAAGUCAGCGCGACUCGGGCCUCGGCGCGGCGGCGGCGGCGGCGGCGGCGGCGGGCAGCCUCAGCCUCAGCCUGAGCCCGGGCGCCAGCGGCAGCAGCGGCAGCGAUGGAGACAGCGUGCCGGUGUCCCCGCAGCCCGCGCCCCCCUCGCCGCCCGCGGCGCCCUGCCUGCCGCCCCUGGCCCACCACCCGCACCUCCCCCCGCACCCCCCGCCCCCGCCGCCGCCGCCGCCGCCGCAGCAUCUCGCGGCGCCUGCUCACCAGCCGCCACCCGCGGCCCAGCUGCACCGCACCACCAACUUUUUCAUCGACAACAUCCUGAGGCCGGACUUCGGCUGCAAAAAGGAGCCGCCGCCGCAGCUGCUGGUGGCGGCGGUGGCCGGAGGAGGCGGAGGAGGAGGAGGAGGAGGCGCAGGAGGAGGAGGAGGAGGAGGCCGAGUGGAGCGCGACAGAGGCCAGACCGGCGCAGGUAGAGACCCCGUCCACCCGCUGGGCACGCGGGCGCCGGGCGCCGCCUCGCUCCUGUGCGCCCCGGACGCAAACUGUGGCCCACCCGACGGCUCCUCGCCAGCCGUCGCCGGCGGCGCGGGUGCGUCCAAAGCUGGGAACCCGGCGGCGGCGGCGGCGGCGGCAGCGGCGGCGGCGGCGGCCGUGGCGGCAGCGGCAGCGGCGGCGGCGGCGGCUAAGCCUUCGGACAGCGGCGGCGGCAGCGGAGGCGGCGUGGGGAGCCCAGGUGCGCAGGGUGCCAAGUACCCGGAGCAUGGCAACCCCGCCAUCCUGCUUAUGGGCUCAGCCAACGGCGGGCCCGUGGUCAAAACUGACUCGCAGCAGCCCCUGGUUUGGCCCGCCUGGGUCUACUGCACGCGCUACUCGGAUCGUCCGUCUUCGGGUCCGCGCACGAGGAAGCUGAAGAAGAAGAAGAACGAGAAGGAGGACAAGCGGCCGCGGACGGCGUUCACCGCCGAGCAGCUACAGAGACUCAAGGCGGAGUUCCAGGCGAACCGCUACAUCACGGAGCAGCGGCGGCAGACCCUGGCCCAGGAGCUCAGCCUCAACGAGUCCCAGAUCAAGAUCUGGUUCCAGAACAAGCGCGCCAAGAUCAAGAAAGCCACGGGCAUCAAGAACGGCCUGGCGCUGCACCUCAUGGCGCAGGGACUGUACAACCACUCCACCACCACGGUGCAGGACAAAGACGAGAGCGAGUAGCCGCCGCCGCCGCCGCCCGGCCUCCCUCCGCGCCCGCGCCCGCGCCCUCUCCCGGCACCGCCGCCGCCGCCGCGCCUCGCCGGCCCCGCGCCCCGGGAGA
Molecule: messenger RNA, 1948 nt
Organism: Sorex araneus (European shrew)
Lineage: Eukaryota; Metazoa; Chordata; Mammalia; Eulipotyphla; Soricidae
Gene: EN1
Product: engrailed homeobox 1
Exons: 2
Coding region: 619-1848 (409 amino acids)
Biological process (GO): regulation of transcription by RNA polymerase II; neuron differentiation; multicellular organism development
Cellular component (GO): nucleus
Molecular function (GO): RNA polymerase II cis-regulatory region sequence-specific DNA binding; DNA-binding transcription factor activity, RNA polymerase II-specific
Source: RefSeq, a predicted model, not a curated record